Molecule: messenger RNA, 1785 nt
Organism: Choloepus didactylus (southern two-toed sloth)
Lineage: Eukaryota; Metazoa; Chordata; Mammalia; Pilosa; Megalonychidae
Gene: AQP3
Product: aquaporin 3 (Gill blood group)
Exons: 6
Coding region: 96-974 (292 amino acids)
Biological process (GO): water transport; glycerol transmembrane transport
Cellular component (GO): plasma membrane; basolateral plasma membrane
Molecular function (GO): water channel activity; glycerol channel activity; urea transmembrane transporter activity
Source: RefSeq, a predicted model, not a curated record
GGCCGCUGCUCGCCGCUGCGCCCGCCGCUCUCCCGCCUUCUUCUCGGACGCCACGCGCGGUCUCCCGUCCGACAGCGCCGUCGCCUGCCCCCGCCAUGGGUCGACAGAAGGAGCUGGUGUCCCGCUGCGGGGAGAUGCUCCACAUUCGCCGCCGGCUGCUACGCCAGGCGCUGGCUGAGUGCCUGGGAACCCUCAUCCUCGUGAUGUUUGGCUGUGGCUCUGUGGCCCAGGUCGUGCUCAGCCGGGGCACCCAUGGUGGUUUCCUCACCAUCAACCUGGCCUUCGGCUUUGCCGUCACCCUGGGCAUCCUCAUCGCCGGCCAGGUUUCUGGGGCCCACCUGAAUCCUGCCGUGACCUUCGCCAUGUGCUUCCUGGCACGCGAGCCCUGGAUCAAGCUGCCCAUCUAUACCCUGGCUCAGACGUUGGGAGCCUUCCUGGGUGCUGGGAUUGUUUUUGGGUUAUAUUAUGAUGCAAUCUUGGCCUUCGCCAACAACGAGCUAAUAGUCUCCGGCCCCAACGGCACAGCUGGCAUCUUUGCCACCUACCCUUCUGGACACUUGGACAUGAUCAAUGGCUUCUUUGACCAGUUCAUCGGCACCGCCUCCCUCAUCGUGUGUGUACUGGCCAUUGUUGACCCUUACAACAACCCCGUCCCCCGCGGCCUGGAGGCCUUCACUGUGGGCCUGGUGGUCCUGGUCAUCGGCACCUCCAUGGGCUUUAACUCCGGCUACGCCGUCAACCCCGCCCGAGACUUCGGCCCCCGCCUUUUUACCGCCAUUGCUGGCUGGGGCACCGAGGUCUUCACGACCGGCCGGCACUGGUGGUGGGUGCCCAUCGUCUCCCCGCUCCUGGGCUCCAUUGCGGGCGUCUGCGUGUACCAGCUCAUGAUCGGCUUCCACGUGGAGCAGCCCCCUCCCUCCACCGAGCAGGAGAAUGUGAAACUGGCCCACGUGAAGCACAAGGAGCAGAUCUGAGCGGGCAGGGACUGUCCCCCCACUGACCCCUCUCUUGAGCAUCCACUGACUGUGCUGGGGCAGCUCUCUAGAAGCCACCCUCGUGAUCCCCCUGCCAGGCUAAGAAGCUCCCUGCCUACUCCCAGUGGCCCCCUUUAGGAUUUUCCACUGGACCCUAAGGAAGUGGGACCUCAGGCCACUGCUCUUAGGCCUGGGGGGACAGGGAGCAGGGCCAACACUUCCCUUUGUCUCCCAAAGGGAGAGAAUGGGCGGCAGGUGUGUGUGUGUGUGUGCGUGUGUGUGCAUAGGUGUGGGCAUGUGUGUGGUUUCCCAGAUGUUCAGGGCAAGGGUUUCUGGAGGAAACCCAGAAGCAAGAGGAAGGCACUGUGUCCAUCUGUGAGUGAGGUGCCAGGAGGGGCAUGUUUCAGGAGGAGAAUCCAGAUAUAUGAGUGUACGUGUCUGUCCUUUUUUCUAAGGGGCUUCUGUUGACUUUUGGGGAGGUGGGGUGAGAAUGUGGGUAGAGUUGGGGGGAGGGUGAUCACAGCCUAGGUUUGGAGCUCUGGCCUUAUGUAAGACAGAGCCAUGUAACAUGUUUCUGGAAUGACCCAAGCAUAAGAGGGUAGGGGUAAAGUCCAGGUCAUAAGUUUCAUGUUUGCUUUUAAAAAAAAAAAAAAAAUUAUAUAUAACAGAUGUUACAUUCUUAGGGGUGGGGGUUGGGACUCCAUGCCAAACAGGGUCCUCACUCUUUUAAUCUUCUACUCAACAGGUGUGCUUUUAUGCCUUUUAUAAAAAAAACAAUAAAACAUGCCAACAACUGCCAAUUGUGCCAAUA